This is a messenger RNA of Cucurbitaria berberidis CBS 394.84, 1760 nucleotides long. RefSeq lists its product as uncharacterized. The record is from RefSeq and is a predicted model, not a curated record. The transcript has a single exon. Gene Ontology annotation, biological process: regulation of transcription by RNA polymerase II. The coding region runs from base 262 to 1281 and encodes 339 amino acids. NCBI's taxonomy places the organism in Eukaryota, Fungi, Ascomycota, Dothideomycetes, Pleosporales, Cucurbitariaceae. Gene Ontology annotation, molecular function: RNA polymerase II cis-regulatory region sequence-specific DNA binding; DNA-binding transcription factor activity, RNA polymerase II-specific.
CCCUUCAUUAACCCUCGCCCCCUCCGCGCCUACACACACUGAAGCCUUCUUUCUUGCUAGCCCUGAUCCCACUUCUCUGCUCUCCCAAGUCAUCACCCUCCUUCUUGGAACCUCGACUACUUGCCGCCUUGCAUCAAUACCAAACGCCCUGUACCACCACCACUACCACCACCACUACGCUGUGCCUACCACCUACACCCACACGCAAUCGUCUUCCUGGACCUCUACGCAACCAACUCACACCAAAGCCUCAUCACCAGCAUGGAGAUGGAAACACCACAUACGUUCGACUGGGCGCACGAUGCCUACCUAGCCCUGCAUGACCCUGACAUGAAGCAGCAGCAGCAGCAGCAGCAGCAACAACAGCAAAACGCCAAUUGGGCCCCAUUCAGCGGUGCCGACUCCAUGCACAACUCUACCUUCACAAUUCCACCUUCUCUUCUCACCCACGCUGCCAUUGAGCGAUUUGGCCAGGUCACGCCGCCUGAGGACCUCUCGCCAGCCGAGCCCCGCACCAAUUCCACCAGAGAGAACUCCAUUCCGGUGGACCAACUCCGGAAUGAAACAAACUGGUCACAACACCAGGCCAACGGCACCCAAGAGGCAAAACUCGCGCAAUCAUCGCGGGUCAGUCCUCAAGAGCCCUCAACAAAGCGCAGGCGUGCUAGCAGACCGACGCCGACGAAUCACGGCUCGGCGGAUAGCGCUGCCCCACCUCAGCAAGCCAACGACGACGGCAACCCGGAGCCCCCAAAGCGGAAGCGCGGCAGGCCAAAAUCGCAGCCCCAGAUGGUCGAGGCAUUUACUGCUGAUGGCUUUCCCUUCCAGGUCUCCUCGGCUCGCCAGUCGCACCUGGAGAAGAACCGCGUUGCCGCCCACAAGUGCCGACAGCGCAAGAAGGAGUACAUCAACGGCCUUGAGGGUCGUGCUCGCGAGUUCUCGUCCAAGAACAAGGCGUUGAAAGAGAACGUAGCCAUGUUGCGCGAGGAGGUGCUCAGUCUCAAGAACGAGGUGCUACGUCACGCUGGAUGUAACUUUUGGGCAGUCGACGAAUACCUCGCGCGAUGUGCCGGCGACCUCUUGGGAAUGGAGGCACCAAUGAACCCAUCAGCUUCACGACAUUCGAGUGCGAAGAGCCCGGACAUGUCUACCACCAUGUCCAACGACGACUACAAUCUGCACGGUAGUGCCGGAUCAUCGCCCAUGGCCUCGAGCCCAGAUGACGAGUUUGCCGGCUUGGACCUCCUCCGGGACUACGAGGACGACGAUAUGGACCAAUAAUGGGCCUUUACUAGAGGGAGACAAGACACUUCCCCUACCGUUACGUUAACUUGAUUCUUUUCUUUCCUGGAACGACUGCGACUGGAGCUGCAGACGCUUUACUUUUCUUCUACGAUACCCUAGAGCAUUGCAGUACCCUAGUCACAAAAGCUUUGCUUCUUACCCUUUUACUCUUUGUUGUACUUGGGCUGCGAGGAUGCUACAACAAUUAGUUACGAUUUAUGAUCUUGGGCGUUUAGGCCAAUGGGCUAUGGGAUAACAUGCGCGGAGCGCGGGCGAGACAACAAGGCUCGCGAUCGAAAUACAACAGCCGCCAAAACACGGGGGUCAGACAGUUGUUCUGCUCUCAACAAUGUAGCUUAAAUGAAUGAGUCACUUUAGCUUGCCUGGGAUUGCUUGAGAUUGCAUUGUGAGACAGGUUUCCUGCAUUCUCAUCUUCGGAAGCUUACUCCAAAGUCUCGUGAUAACUCCGGUACCUG